Molecule: messenger RNA, 810 nt
Organism: Striga hermonthica
Lineage: Eukaryota; Viridiplantae; Streptophyta; Magnoliopsida; Lamiales; Orobanchaceae
Source: the annotation of a GenBank genome assembly
AUGUUGAAUGUUCCCAUUAGCAACCCACAAUGUUCCAAACCGGUCAAGGCUUUGAAAAAGGCAGCCAAAGACUCCCAAAAUUCAAAUACUUCUCAAUUGUCAAUCGCUAAAAAGGAUUGGACUACCAAAGAGGAGGAGGCUUUAACUGAGGCGUGGCUCUAUAUCUCCGUGGAUGCUGAUGUGGGAAAUAAUCAAAAAAAUUCUGCUAUGUGGGCACGUGUCCUUCACAUUUGGAAACAAAAAAUGGGACCUGACCACUACACAAUGAGAAACAACAAUAGCUUGCAAUGUCAUUGGUUCCAAAUACGGUCCGCAGUAAGCAAAUUUGUUGCAAAGUAUGAGCAGCUCGAACGGCAUCCACAGAGUGGUACCAACUCACAGGACUUGCCCCUUCAAGUUUCUUCAUUGCUGGAAAAUAUUGGUCAAGAAAUUGCUCGACCAGAGGGAAGGAAAAACUGCAAAGACAAAAAGCGGAAGCUGAAUGAGGAGAAAGGUGUAGUUGACGCAUUGAACAGGUUGCAAAGCACUUUAGAAAAACAAGUUGGUGUCAACCAAGCAAGCUUGGAUAUGAAAGAGCAAGCGAUGAAAAAAGAAAUGGAGCUGAAAGAGCAAGUGAUGAGAAGAGAGAUAGAACUAAAAGAAGCUGCCCAAAAGCAGAGAAAAGAAGAUCAUGCAAUGAAGAUGAAAGAGCAAAGAAAACAACAUAUCAUGAACCAAGAUUUAAGUGUAUUAUCACCAUCACUAAGAGCUUCUUAUGAAGCCAUGCAGGCUCAGAUAAUGAAAGAUUGGGAAAAUGAAAUUCUUUACUAA